AACAGUAACAUGCAUGUGCAAAUGAUGAGAAACAUGACUUAUAAGCUAAGACAUGAAUAGUAGUUCAUAUAUUGAUGAUUUAAAAGAGUUUUUUAAAACCAUUUUUUGAUACUCAAGGAAACUCAAGAAAGUCAGCUGCACAAAUGCUGUGUUAUUUUCAAGCAGCGUUGGGUCAAAAAGGGACAACUUUGGGUUGUAAUUUUACCUAUGGGUUGUUUUAACCUAUUGUUAAAUCAAACAGGGCUCUAGACUUACUGGUUGCACUGGUGGCAUCUGCCAAUGACAUCUUACUAACCAUGACAUACAAAAAGUUUAUGACAGUGAAUCUCUCAUUGUAAGUUUUACAAAUCAUUAUUGAGACAAAUUAAUUUACUGAAAGCUACCAGAAAAGCCAGGUAACCAAAGGUAUACGUACAUCAAAAAAUCUCUUUCUUAAAGAAAACAUAAACAACAAAACUUUAUCUUAUACUGUAUGUUAUAAACAUCUGUUGUUUCUAUUAGAAAGUCCAGUGCCACUUUUCAAUCCUGCAUGUUUUUUUGCCAGUAAAUGUGGGUGAAUGGAAAAAGUUCAAGUCAAUCGGUUGUCGGUGCAAAAUUUAUGGUUAGUGCUUUUGGGUAAACACGUCAUUCUCUGUUUCCUCUCCGUUCUCUCAGUUUCCUCUCAGGUAACGUGCAGUUCUAACACUAUACCUCGGUAUUACUGCUGUCAUGUAUAGGCACGUAAGAAUCCUUUCAGCUCUUUUGUGUUUGCUGUUACUUUACAAAACUGUGAAUUCCAUGGAUUGUCCAGUAGGUCAGAAGUAUGAUACGAACAGAAAAACUUGUGUGGACUGUCUAGAUGGUCAAUACAAAGAUAGCCCAAAAGGUGCUCACUGUAUUCCAUGCAGCUCAUGUAAAAAAGAUAAAGGUAGUAAAGAAGUCUCGGAAUGCACGCGAACCAAAGACACUGUCUGCAGCUGUAUAACAGGCUUUGAGCCCAUAGAUAAGAAAAAUGAACGGCUUUGUUAUUGUGAAAGGGGGUCUGGAAUAGAUAAUACAGGAUCAUGCACCAAAUGUGAAAACGGAUUUUUCUCGGACCAAAGAAACUCUAAGUGUCGAAAAUGGAGAGAAUGUAAUAGUGGUAUUAAGUUUCGAGGAAACAACACUUCUGAUGUUGUCUGUAAUCCCGGACCGAAAACAGAAGCUCCCACGGUUCAAACCAUCUCGCAUACGACCCUCACAGUUCAAACCACCUCGGAUCACACUUCCACAACAAAGUCUACUAUUGCGACAACAUAUAAGAGGACUACAGCAUUCACCGCCAAAAACAGAGACCAUUUCAACAUCUUGUGGCUGGUCAUGCUAUGCUGUAUUCUUCUGCUGAUGGGACUGUUGUACCAUAAGUGUAAAAUCACCCGCUGCUUUAAAAACAACACAAAAGAGGAUUCACGAAAAGACAGCACAUACAGCAAGCCUGUAGAAGAAUCUGGGGGGAAGAGUCCUCAACUGUACAGAUCAAUGGUAUUUCCUUAGUCAUGCGGGAUAAGAUAAAAUAUAUAUCUUUGGAUAAAAGCAUCUGCCAAAUUCAUAAAUUUAAACGUACAUGUGUCUAUCUGUGAUUGUUUAACACGGUUAUUCCCAGCGUUAUUGUUUCUUUUUGUGAAAUACUUAGCUGUUAGCAAUAGUAGUUGUUAUAUAACUUGUUGAACUGCUGUGAACAUCAUGGCUAGAUCCCACUUAUAAUGCAUAUAUCGUAACUGCCUUGUUUGCUUAUGUUUAUAGAAAUAUUUCAAUGUUUAGUUUUUAUUGUUGUUUUAUUAGCUUUAUAUAUAUUUUGUAUAGAUUGUUUCAGGUUGUACAUAUAGGCUGCUUUCACACGGCAACAUUUUGGGAGUAUUUAACCGUAUUUAACCGUUUAUUUAACCGUAUAAUGUCCUGUUUACAUGGCAAAUAUUACUGUCUGUAUGUACAAGCAACCGACCUCAAACCCUGUAACCACAGUGACGGUAACUUUAUUUAUGUGAUUUACAAAAACAGCAGGCAUGUGUGACAUCUCCCAUUGUAAUUGUAAGGGUGAUUCCAUAUUAAGAGAUGAAAAUUGCACAAAUAAAAAAUAGCUAAUUGAAAAUGCACGCAAUGGAAAAACGGUAAUUUCACAUAAACGCACAUAUGUCGCUAGAAAGUAUUACGCUCAGGUGAGGUGGUUUUUCAGGCAAAUCGAAAAAGUAAUAUAUCGCACAACUGCAAUGAAAAUGAUCGUUCCUUAAAGGGACAAUAAGUAGGAUUUACCCCAUCUAGUGGUGAAAUUGUAUUUUGCAUUCAAACGAAUAGUGCUCUCUAGCGCCUCGCUUUUCAAAAUGCGUGUUGCAACUACGGUAGCCGUUAUGUAAUCACUGAUCUCCUUGUCCGUUUCAGCUACACUGUAAACAAAUUCCGUAGAAAUUGCAGCUGGGUUGCCGGUAAUUUACCGUAGAUUUAUAUUUACGUUAUUUACUGGCAACAUUUUGUUCAAAGUUAAAUGAACAUUAAACAUUUACAAGUAUUUGUCUUUACAGAGUAAAAAUAAAAAACAGCAAACAUUCUGGGAAACAAAAUCUGAAGCAAAAAACUGAAAAAGGUUGAUGAUGAUUUCUGGUUCCCAGAAUGCUUUGCAUGAGGCUGUUAUUGUAUAGUUUUAUUCUGUAAAGAUAAAGACUUGUUA
This is a messenger RNA of Paramisgurnus dabryanus, 2680 nucleotides long. NCBI's taxonomy places the organism in Eukaryota, Metazoa, Chordata, Actinopteri, Cypriniformes, Cobitidae. The record is from RefSeq and is a predicted model, not a curated record.